CAACUUUCGAGAAAUGCCGUCGGCGGGGCCUCUCAAGAAGCGCGUCUUGACCAAGCAGCAGUUGGAGACGAACCGCGUGCGCUCCAAGCAGUACUACGAGGACAAUCGCGACUCUGUCCUCGCCAAGCUACGCACAUACUACAAUGAAAACCGGGAGAAGGAGCGAUUGCGUCAGCGCCAAAAGUACAUGCGCAUGAGGGCGCGCAAGCUUGCCGCCAAGGUCGACGGCACCGUGGCUCCUGCGUCGCCGACACCAGACGCUUCGUGCCGCGCUCCUACUACCUCCUUGUCCAACCGUUUGAGUGUCGCGUUCCUACUCAACUAGUUGGUCUAAUUUAACUUUCUGUACCAUCGUCAUUGCCCG
Messenger RNA from Saprolegnia parasitica CBS 223.65, 364 nucleotides. RefSeq lists its product as hypothetical. The transcript has a single exon. The coding region runs from base 14 to 325 and encodes 103 amino acids. Lineage: Eukaryota; Oomycota; Saprolegniomycetes; Saprolegniales; Saprolegniaceae. The record is from RefSeq and is a predicted model, not a curated record.